AUGGACUCAUUCAAGCGGGGCGCGAUUGCAAGGUAUCUGGACGGGGGCGAGACACCCCGCUUCGGAGAGCUGAGCAAGCUGCUGCCGGUGUUUCUGGUCGUCGCCACCAUCGUCUUCUUGUAUGUCCAGUACUUUUUUCUCCACUGCCUGCGCUUGUUGCAGUGGGACGUGCCAGACUCUCUCCGCGAUGCGGCGGGCAUCCGUAGAGGAUCUUGGCAGCUGGGGGUCUUCCAUGGCAUCACAGUACUGCUGCUCUACUGCCUGCUCAGGUGUUUGCUGACCUUCCCGGGCGGCAUCCCUGAUGGGCAGGGCUGGGAGCUGCAGAAUGAGGCUGCGCCAUCGCCGGUGGACGGAGAGAUGAAGUCCGUCCCGCUGACGGAGAAGAAGACGAGCGGCGAAAGGCGGCACUGCAAGUGGUGCUUGAAGUACAAGCCAGACAGGUGCCACCAUUGCCGGGUUUGCAACAUUUGUGUGCUGAGAAUGGACCAUCACUGUCCCUGGGUCUACAACUGCAUCGGCUUCCGGAACCACAAGUACUUCAUUCUCUUGCUGAUCUAUUCGGCCGUGGACCUCAUAUUCAUUUCCAGCACCAUGUUCGAGUCCGUGUGGUGGUCUACCCGACUGGAUGUGAAUCCAGCGCUGAUGCUGUCGCUGCUUUUCGCCGAGUGCUUCGCCUGCUUCUUGUGCACGGUGAACUGCCUCUUCUUGGGCUUCCACGGCUGGCUGACGGUGAAGGCCAUGUCGACCUUGGAGUUCUGCGAGAAGUCGAUGAAGUGCCUCUUCGGGUCUCAAAGCUUCGGAUGA
This is a messenger RNA of Effrenium voratum, 804 nucleotides long. The record is from the annotation of a GenBank genome assembly. Lineage: Eukaryota; Dinophyceae; Suessiales; Symbiodiniaceae.